AUGCCCAAAGGAAAACAACUCACCGAUGUGGAGAAGGGGCAGAUUUUGGUUCUUCACAAUGAAUGUUUGUCAAUAAGGGAGAUCGCUGAGUCCAUCAGUCGCUCGAAGACUGUCGUGCAUAACUUUUUAAAGAACCCACCGGCAUAUGGAUCAAAAAAGAGGACGGAAAGGCCCCCAAAAUUAACUCCGGCUUUAAGGAGAAGAGUCUUUAGAGAGGCGUCUAAGGGUGAAACGUCGGCCAAUCAGAUACGUAAAGCGCUUGAUUUACCUGUAAACAGGUCUCGAGUUCAAGCUCUUUUAAAGAAGGAUACGCAUCUACAGUAUACCAAGUUUUUAAGUGCUCCUUUGUUGACCCGAUUUUCAUAUGCAACAACGGCCUGA
Chondrus crispus (carragheen) is the source of this 381-nucleotide messenger RNA. RefSeq lists its product as hypothetical. NCBI's taxonomy places the organism in Eukaryota, Rhodophyta, Florideophyceae, Gigartinales, Gigartinaceae. The record is from RefSeq and is a predicted model, not a curated record. Bases 1 to 381 code for a protein of 126 amino acids. Gene Ontology annotation, molecular function: DNA binding. The transcript has a single exon.